AUGGAGAUUGCCCGAUCCAAAAAGGGUAUUUCUCUAUGUCAAAUAAAAUAUGCCCUUGAGUUAACAUCUGAUAUUGGUUUACUGGGCUCAAAAUUAGCCAGUUUUCCCAUGGAUUCUCACUAUAAAUUGUCAAAAACUUAUGGUGAAUUGAUUGAGGAUGGAACAAGCUAUAGAAGACUCAUUGGUAGGCUACUUUACCUCACUCAUACCAGACCAGACAUCACUUAUUCAGUACAUCAUUUGAGUCAAUUCCUUGACUCUCCUCGAGCCCCACAUAUGCAAGCUGCUCUAAGGAUCUUGAAGUAUGUUAAAAUGCCUCCUGGACAAGAUAUUUUUUUCUCAUCAUCUUCGCAGAUUCAUCUCAAAGCUUUUGCUGACUCGGAUUGGGCUAGUUGUCCUGAUACAAGGAGGUCUGUUUCUGGUUUUUGUAUCUUUCUUGGUGAUUCUCUUGUUUCUUGGAAAUCUAAGAAACAAAACACAAUUUCAAGGUCAUCUGCAGAAGCUGAAUAUAGGUAA
Molecule: messenger RNA, 516 nt
Organism: Carya illinoinensis
Lineage: Eukaryota; Viridiplantae; Streptophyta; Magnoliopsida; Fagales; Juglandaceae
Exons: 1
Coding region: 1-516 (171 amino acids)
Source: RefSeq, a predicted model, not a curated record